Molecule: messenger RNA, 11243 nt
Organism: Podarcis lilfordi (Lilford's wall lizard)
Lineage: Eukaryota; Metazoa; Chordata; Lepidosauria; Squamata; Lacertidae
Source: the annotation of a GenBank genome assembly
GGCGGGGGGCCCCCCUCCCAACCUUUCUGCUUCUCCCGGAAGUGGAGCUUCCACUCCGGAUUGCUGCUCUGCCCCAUAGCUGGGGGGGGGGGCGCUUUCGGAAAGGGGAGGGAGGAGGCAGGGGACCCCCCCCCCCGUGGAUGUUGCAGGAAACGAGAAUCGGGAGAGAGGAGAAAGAGGUAAAGGGGUCGCGGGGGGGAAGGAGAGGGAGGGGGUAAGGACCCAGAGACCCCCGCCAGCUCCCCCAAGCGCCUUCCGUGGGGCCUGGAUCCUGGCACGCGUGCUGCGAAGGGGGCUUUCCUCGCAGGGCGGACCCCUCACCCGUCUCCCCUGGCUCUGCGCGGAGAAAAGCGGCCCAUGAAAGGGUUAAGGGGCGCGAGAGACGCCUGGAUAGAGACCCCCCUGUCCCUCCCCUGCUUCUCUUGGGGGGGCGCCUCUGGCUGGAGAGAUGGGGGCGCAGGACGUCAGGUGAGCGGCGCCAAGGUAGCGUCUGGAUGCAGGGGAGACUCCGAGAGAGAGGGAUGGGGUCAAGGAAAUUGGGGGGGGGGGAGGGAGAGGAGCAUCCCUGGGGUAGGGAAGGGCAGCAUUGGCGGCGGGGGGGGGGGGGAGAUAUCGCGUCUCCAUUGUGGCAGCUGCGGGGGAUCUCUGGUGGAACAGCCUUGGCCUCUCUCUCCCGCCCAGUAAUCGACCCCCCCCCUUCAAGGCGACCAGAGAGGGAUCCCUGGAAAGUGGGGGGUCCUGUCCCCCCACCCUUCCUUCCUGCAUUCUCCAUCCUCUUCCUGCCCCAUAAGCCCCUGCCCUGUCCAGACACAGCGACUCUGCCCAGUCCAACCAUUGGUCCCCUGGAGAGGAGAGGAAAUCCAGAGGAAGAGAUGUCAGUAUUUGUAAGAAGAAAAGAAAAGCUUCUGGCCUCCCUUUGUCGCCUCAGCCUGGUCCUUGGGCCCUUGGCAGCAUAAAAGAUUAUUAUUAUUAUUAUUAUUAUUACAGACGCUUCAGGUUACAGACUCCACUAACCCAGAAAUAGUACCUCAUGUUAAGAACUUUGCUUCAGGAUGAGAACAGAAAUCGUGCUCUGGCGGUGCAGCGGCAGCGGGAGGCCCCCUUAGCUAAAGUGGUGCUUCAGGUUAAGAACAGUUUCAGGUUACGAAUGGAACUCCGGAACGAAUUAAGUACUUAACCCGAGGUACCACUGUAUUCUAAAAAGUCUUUCUGCAAAAGCGACUGACCAACUGUACACACAUCAACACUGCCAGCUUUCACCAACCAACCAAGCCAAUUCCAAACUAACAUUUCUCACUCUAUAUAUACAACCCGCAGCUUUUUAAGCAUUAAAGAAACAGCGGCCAAUUUUUAGCUGUGACAAGAGAGGCGGGGAGAGGCCUUCUCAGAAGCGGCGCUUGGUUUCCGCAAUCCCACCCAGGAAGCAGCCAGGAACCUUUUCCUCUCUCUCAGGCUUCCAUCUUUAAGCGUCUUUUCCACUGAGGAUGAGGAUAAUGUACACCUGUCAUCAGAAACAGGGGUGCAGAGUCCAUGGAAUGGCUCUCAGGAUUGAUACAGAAGCUGCACCUCAAAAGCAUUUUUUUUCUUUUUUUUAUAAUUUUUAUUAAAGUUUUAAACAACAAAAGAAAGAAAAACAACACACACAAAAAACAGUACAAAACUCAACAAUAAAAAACACAAAGCAUAACAAUUAAAAACAAACUCUCUUUUCCAUUUCCAAUUUUAAAUUACUUAUUUUCUGGACUUCCUCAUACCUCCCUCUUUUGUAUUCCAAUCCACAUUAUUUGUCCAGCAGUUUCUUUUCCACUUUUUAAUCCCAAUCUUAAAUUUAAUAAAAUGUUAAAAUAUAUAACUUCAACUUUUUUAAACCUAAUCCUUGAUCUUAAUAUCAUAUAACUUUAAAAUUUUCCCUUUUAAUAUCAAAUUUCCAUUUCUUUAAACAUCUUUAAUCUUGAUCUUUAAUCUUAAUCUAUCAUUAACUUUAACCUGUGCAGCUGGAAACCACUUACUUUCAGUCCAACAUCCCUUUAACAUUCCUUAAUUUUGCAAUGUUUCUGAAGAUAGUCUUUGAAUUUCUUCCAGUCUUCCUCCAUCGACUCUUCUCCCUGGUCACGGAUUCUACCAGUCAUUUCCGCCAAUUCCAUAUAGUCCAUAAGUUUCAUCUGCCAUUCCUCCAGCGUGGGAAGUUCUUCUGUCUUCCAAUACUUUGCGAUGAGUAUUCUUGCUGCUGUUGUUGCAUACAUAAAGAAAGUUCUAUCCUUUUUAACACCAUUUGGCCCACUAUGCCCAGGAGAAAGGCCUCUGGUUUCUUAGGGAAGGUAUACUUAAAUACCUUUUUUAAUUCAUUAUAUAUCAUUUCCCAGAAAGCCUUAAUCUUUGGGCACGUCCACCAAAGGUGAAAAAAUGUACCUUCAAUUUCUUUACAUUUCCAACAUUUGUUAUCGGGCAAGUGAUAGAUUUUCGCAAGCUUGACUGGGGUUAUGUACCACCUGUAUAUCAUUUUCAUAAUAUUCUCUCUUAAGGCAUUACAUGCCGUAAAUUUCAUACCUGUGGUCCAUAACUGUUCCCAGUCAGCAAACAUAAUGUUAUGUCCAACGUCCUGUGCCCAUUUAAUCAUAGCCGAUUUUACCGUUUCAUCUUGAGUAUUCCAUUUCAGCAGCAAGUUAUACAUUCUUGACAAAUUCUUAGUCUUGGGUUCUAACAAUUCUGUUUCUAAUUUGGAUCUUUCCACCUGGAAGCCAAUUUUCCUGUCCAAUUUAAAUACCUCCAUUAUCUGAUAAUAAUGAAGCCAGUCUCGCACUUUGUUUUUUAGUUUUUCAAAACUCUGCAAUUUCAGUCUAUCUCCGUCUUGUUCCAAAAUUUCCCAAUAUUUCGGCCAUUUGACCUCCAUAUUGACCUUUUUCAAGGCUUUCGCUUCCAUUGGUGACAGCCACCUUGGGGUUUUGUUUUCUAACAAAUCCUUAUAUCUUAUCCAAACAUUAAACAGCGCUUUCCUGACAAUGUGGUUUUUAAAUGCUUUAUGUGCUUUGACCUUAUCAUACCAUAAAUAUGCAUGCCAUCCAAAUACAUUAUUAAAACCUUCUAGGUCCAAAAUGUCAGUGUUUUCAAGAAGUAGCCAUUCUUUCAACCAGCAAAAGCUGCUGGUUCAUAGUAAAGUUUGAGGUCUGGCAGGGCAAAUCCACCUCUUUCCUUUGCAUCCGUUAGUAUUUUAAAUUUUAUUCUGGGUUUCUUGCCCUGCCAGACAAAUUUAGAAAUAUCUUUCUGCCACCUCUUGAAACAAUCCAUUUUGUCCACAAUCUGCAAAGUUUGAAACAAAAACAACAUUCUAGGCAAUACAUUCAUUUUUAUCGCAGCAAUACGGCCUAGCAGUGAAAGCUUCAAAUUUGACCAAAUUUCUAAAUCUUUUUCACUUCUGACCAACAUUUUUCAUAGUUAUCUUUAAAUAAAUUCCCAUUUUUGCUGUCAUGUUAAUCCCCAGGUAUUUAACUUUCUUAACCACUGUUAAACCUGUCUCAUUCUGAAACCUCUCUCUUUCAAACGGUGUUAAAUUUUUCUCUAGAACCUUGGUUUUUGAUUUGUUCAAUUUAAAUCCUGCCACUUGACAAAUUCUUGAAUCAGUUCUAAAACCCUUUUAGUACUAGAUUCUGGCUCCUGUAACGUCAAUACUAAGUCAUCUGCAAAUGCUCUCAAUUUAUAGUGUUUAGUUCCGACCCAAAAGCAUUUCUGUUCCUCUUAUUCUUUGUAGCCAAAGUCAGAGUGACUGACAAGCUGAGAUGCAAUCCAUCAGCAUCCGGUGACAGCGACUGCAUGAAUCUUUUGUCACGUGACAAAGACACAUGAGAGCAGAAGCAGCAAAGCAGGCUGGGAAGUGCAGGGACUGCACAGUCCUUUGGGCCUACUCAAUUUAUUCAGCCCUAACGGCUAACUGUGGAGUCAUUCUGACAUGUGACGUAGUAGCCAGUUGCAAUUUGUGCUCUCUGUAAGAUUUCAGCAAGAGUCUGUCUGUCUCAGCCGUGAGCAGAGUCUGUAUGCAAUCUCAGUCAAACUGUUUGGAACCAUACUGUUUAUGAAGAAGCUUAUUUUAAUUCAGUAAAGCUUUUAUUCUUUAAAACUCUGCAUUAUUAAUUUAUGCUGCGUGUCAUCUUCCCAGUCAAAGGACCCAUUUUCAGGAUAGACAGUGCCUGUGGCUGGAGGCUCUACACACCGGGUGUGCCUGUGGAGGCCAAAGACUGCCAGUAUUAGCACAGGUGAGGUGUGUGACCUCCCCAAAUUUACUGACUGUAUAUAAAUGAGAAGUCGUGGGUGGGAUUAUAUUUUACAGCAACCCUGUGAUUUUCUCCACCCAUAACAUUUUGUGAGCUGAUAUAGCAGUACGAAUUCCAAAAUAACUUCUAAAAACCCCACAAGAUCAUCAUCAUCAUCAUCAUCAUCAUCAUCGCAUUCAUACCCCCAGGCCUUAGUUUGCCUCCCCAUGAUCUAGAGAAAACACCAGCUUUGAAUCAUACAGAGUAAAACUACCAGAACCUUCUUGAACCGAUAGGUUAGGAAUUAUCGCUGUACUUAGAUCCGUACUUUUCUAUGCCUGAAAAAUGCAACCAUGACACUGGGAAUGUUCAGGAAUGCAGGAGAGGAUAUAUUGUUUGAUUAUAUCCUUUCCAACUUGUGUUAACAAGUUGUACAAUUUAGCAGAGUAACAUUCCCCUCUUUAAACUAACAGCGGAUGCAUUUGCUCAGGCUUGCUAAAGCCUCUAAAAUAAGUUUCCUUGGUAAUUCCCACAUUAGUCCCUCAUAAAAAGAUAGACAUGACACAAUCUUCUAUAAAAGUAUAAAAAGAGUUUACUCACACAUUCUGUUCACAAAUGGAUCCCAGAAGGCGGUGACCCCCAGGCUGCACACCUGGUCCUUCACGGGCACAGUUACCCCAUCAGGACCAGGAAUGCCCCCACCCUCCCCCAGGGACAGUAUUUUUGACUUGUCAGGAUUCAACCUCAAUGUGUUAGCUGCCAUCCAUCCUCCAACCACCUCCAAACAGACACACAGGGCAUUCACCAUCUUCACUACUUCCGAUUUGAAAGAGAGGAAGAGCUGGGCAUCAUCCACAUACUGGUGAACACCCAGCCCAAACCCCCUGAUGAUCUCUCCCAGCAGCUUCAUAUAGAUAGUAAAAAGCAUGGGGGAGAGAAUGGAGUCCUGAGGCACCCCACAAGUAAGCAUCCAGGGGUCUGAACACUCAUCCCCCAAGACCACUUUCUGGACAUGGCCCAGGAGGAAGGAGGGGAACCACUGCAUAGCAGGGCCCCCGGCUCCCCUAGAGGGUCCAGAAGGACACCAUGGCCAAAGGUCUCCAAAGCCGCUGAGAAAACCAGGAAACAGCUUCCCCCUCAGCCUCUGGCCCGUUGGAGAUCAUCAACCAGCACAACCAGGGCAAUUUCAGUCCCAUGAUGAGGCCUGAAUCCCCAUUGGAAGGAUCAUGGCGGCAGGAGCUUUCUUGGUCCUGCACCCCCAAAAGCUCCAGCCACAAGACUUUCAUUAGCUUUGAAGGGGCCACAUGAUACACUGUGGUCUUUUCUUCGAAAAAUAAAUAUUUUGAAUACUUUUACAGUGCCGUAUGAUGUAAAUAUGGGAUCCGGGUGGCGCUGUGGGUUAAACCACAGAGCGUAGGACUUGCCAAUCAGAAGGUCAGCAGUUCAAAUCCCCGUGAUGCGGUGAGCUCCCAUUGCUCGGUCCCUGCUCCUGCCAACCUAGCAGUUCGAAAGCACGUCAAAGUGCAAGUAGAUAAAUAGGUACUGCUCUGGCGGGAAGGUAAACGGCGUUUCCAUGCGCUGCUCUGGUUCGCCAGAAGCGGCUCAGUCAUGCUGGCCACAUGACCCGGAAGCUGUAUGCCGCUGGCUCCCUCGGCCAAUAAAGCGAGAUGAGCGCCGCAACCCCAGAGUCGGCCACGACUGGACCUCAUGGUCAGGGGUCUCUUUACCUUUACCUUUAUGAUGUAAAUUUUGUUUCUGUUUCCCUUGUUCCACAUCGGAGAGACUUUGAUACACAGCUCUGAGCCCAUCUCCCCACUUGAAACUGCUGUGUUUGUAGCACUGCCAGCCUAGCCAACAAGACCCCCUUCUCAGCCUGGCUGAUAUGGUCCCAAGGAAAGCAGAGCAGUAUGUUUGGCACCAGCUUGGCUGCAGGAGUUGAAUGAAGAAGGUGUGCAGGACACCAUCCAACCGUCUUAGAGACUCCACUCUGAAAUUGUGUGGGUUUCCCUCCAUAGCCUUUUCUUCUCCUGAACAUAACUCACGAGGCAGUGAAGGUUUAGGACCAGAGUUUUCCUUCUCGAUGGGCUUCCUUCCCCGGUUGACGAUCCCAUCUGCCCUUCACUUUCCUCUUCCGCACGGGCAGAAUCUGCCUUCUAGACUGUGGGAUUCACUGUUCUUCUCCUCCUCUCCAUCCACCAGGGCUUGACUUCAGGUGCAGCAGAAUUCCCCAGCCCCCCAAGGAUUUGAGACCCAUCAGCUUUCCUCACCUGGUUUUGCCAGCCGGUUGAAGCCAUUCCUGGGAUUGUGGCCCCUGUUGCAUCCUGACAGCUUCUGGAAGGCACAGGUGAGAGCUGAGUGCAGGGUGGGGACCACCAAAGGUACUACCGCUCCCAUGACACCUCAUGACAUCAUAUAAUAGCUACAUUUGAGACAGAACCGGAAUAAAUUCAUGUCUCUAGAAAUAACACAACUUCAGGCCAUCAAUAAUUCAACACUACAUAUUCAAGGUUGAAGUUUUCACUAGUACAGUUAUCCAUUUGCCUUUAAUAUGCAGCUUUUCAGUGUCACUUUAGGAUGGGCUCGAGAUCAGGCAGCACAUCAUUAUUAUAAGGAACAGUGGGGGUCUGGGAUUCCAAUGUGCCAGCUGCUUUUCUUCUGCUUCUCCUGCUAGAAUCAUAGAAUCAUAGAAUCAUAGAAUCAUAGAGUUGGAAGAGACCACAAGGGCCAUCGAGUCCAACCCCCUGCCAAGCAGGAAACACCAUCAGAGCACUCCUGACAUAUGGUUGUCAAGCCUCUGCUUAAAGACCUCCAAAGAAGGAGACUCCACCACACUCCUUGGCAGCAAAUUCCACUGUUGAACAGCUCUUACUGUCAGGAAGUUCUUCCUAAUGUUUAGGUGGAAUCUUCUUUCUUGUAGUUUGGAUCCAUUGCUCCGUGUCCGCUUCUCUGGAGCAGCAGAAAACAACCUUUCUCCCACCUCUAUGUGACAUCCUUUUAUAUAUUUGAACCCAUAUGGCUAUCAUAUCACCCCUUAACCUCCUCUUCUCCAGGCUAAACAUGCCCAGCUCCCUUAGCCGUUCCUCAUAAGGCAUCGUUUCCAGGCCUUUGACCAUUUUGGUUGCCGUCCUCUGGACACGUUCCAGUUUGUCAAUGUCCUUCUUGAACUGUGGUGCCCAGAACUGGACACAGUACUCCAGGUGAGGUCUGACCAGAGCAGAAUACAGUGGCACUAUUACUUCCCUUGAUCUAGAUGCUAUACUCCUAUUGAUGCAGCCCAGAAUUGCAUUGGCUUUUUUAGCUGCCGCGUCACACUGUUGGCUCAUGUCAAGAUUGUGGUCAAGCAAGACUCCCAGAUCCUUUUCACCUGUACUGCUCUCAAGCCAGGUGUCACCCAUCUUGUAUUUGUGCCUCUCAUUUUUUUUGCCCAAGUGCAAUACUUUACAUUUCUCCCUGCUCUCUCCAUGCAAUGUGAGGCAUGUAGAUGGAGGUCCAUCUCCAAGAACAGGAGCUUCCUGAGCACCCAUUCAGCUGACCCCAAGCACCAAGCCUUGUCACUAGUUCUCUGACUGACCCAGACCACAGUCCCUGGAGAAGAUGUAGACCUGGGUCUCCCAAAAUGGUCCACAUGGACCUCUUGUGGCCAAUGAGACUGUGCAGGUGAUUCAUAAAGAUCUAGAGGUGGAUGCAGGAUUAUGAUGCAGAGGAUGGGGAAUGUCCAAAGGAACGAUGGACCAGAGAAAGAGAGGGCCUGUUCACGGACAGUGAGCAGCUGCCUUUCCUGUGAGGAAACAAUUGAUUUGAAAAGGCUGUAUUCCAAGAUCAUGCUGCUUUAUUAACAAUGAUUGAGGAUUAUGAAAGGUGGUGAUGCAUUACUAUCAUUUGAUGACAUUGCUUUUUCAUUUCCAAAAAAUUGGGAACAUGGGUAGGAGGCGGGGGAAUGUAGGAGAUGUUGAUAUAAGACAGUGCUAAUGGCACUUGAUGUGUUGUCUGUCCCUUUGUUCUCUUUCUUGUAACCCAAACAGGAUUUUCUUUCCUCCCACUUUGAAGAAGGUGAUGGAGAAGACAUUCAGAAUUCCAAGGAAUGGGGCACCUUUCGUUUCAUGAGGAAUAGAAGUUAAAAUGUGUGAAAUGUGGGAUAUGCUUCAUUGAAUGAGGACACAUAGCUCACAUCAAUGACUCCGAGAGGAGAAACCAUUUAAAGGUAUGGAGUGUGGGAAAAGUUUCACUGAUAGUGGAAAACUUAGAACACAUCAGUGGAUUUACAUGGACAAGAAAGGAUUACAAUGCAGGGAGUGUGGAAGAACUUCAGUCAGAGAGGAUUACUCAAUAUACAUGAGCGGACUCACACAGGGGAAAAACCUUUUAAAUGCAUGGAGUGCGAGAAAAGCUUCCAUCAGAGUGGACACUUAAGUUCACAUCUACGGAUUCACACGGGUGAAAAACCUUUUAAAUGUAUAGAGUGCGGAAAGAGCUUUAGUGAUAGUGGACACCUUAGAAAACAUCAACGGAUUCACACAGGGGAGAAACCAUAUAAAUGUAUAGAGUGCGGAAAGAGCUUUAAUCAUACUGGAGACCUUAGAAAACAUCAACGGAGUCACACAGGGGAGAAACCAUAUAAAUGUAUAGAGUGCGGAAAGAGCUUCAGUCAGAGUGGAGACCUUAGAAAACAUCAACGGAUUCACACAGGGGAGAAACCAUUUCAAUGUAUGGAGUGUGGAAGAAGCUUCUGUCAGAGUAGACAGUUAAGUUCACAUCUACGGAUUCACACGGGUGAAAAACCUUUUAAAUGCAUGGAGUGUGGGAAGAGCUUCAGGCAGAAUGGAGAACUUAAAUUACACCAGCGAAGUCACACUGGUGAAAAACCAUAUAAAUGUAUGGAGUGUGGAAAGAGCUUCAUUCAGAGUGGGCAGUGCAAUAUGCAUCAACGGACUCACACAGGGGAGAAACCAUAUAAAUGUAUAGAGUGUGGAAAGAGCUUUAGUGAUAGUGGAGACCUUAGAAAACAUCAACGGAUUCACACAGGGGAGAAACCAUAUAAAUGUAUAGAGUGCGGAAAGAGCUUCAGUCAGAGUGGAGACCUUAGAAAACAUCAACGGAUUCACACAGGGGAGAAACCAUUUCAAUGUAUGGAGUGUGGAAAAAGCUUCUGUCGGAGUGGAUACUUAAGUUCACAUCAACGGACUCACACGGGUGAAAAACCAUAUAAAUGUAUGGAGUGUGGAAAGAGCUUCAGUCGGAGUGGACACCUCAAUAAUCAUCACCAGACUCACACAGGGGAGAAACCAUAUAAAUGUAUGGAGUGUGGAAAGAGCUUCAGUCGGAGUGGCCACCUCAAUAACCAUCACCAGACUCACACAGAGGAGAAACCAUAUGAAUGCAGGGAGUGUGGAAAGAGCUUCAGUCAAAAUGGAUACCUUAAAACACAUCAACGGAUUCACACAGGGGAGAAACCAUAUAAAUGUAUGGAGUGCGGAAAGAGCUUCAGUCAAAAUGGAUACCUUAAAACACAUCAACGGAUUCACACAGGGGAGAAACCAUAUAAAUGUAUGGAGUGCGGAAAGAGCUUCAGUCAAAAUGGAUACCUUAAAACACAUCAACGGAUUCACACAGGGGAGAAACCAUAUAAAUGUAUAGAAUGUGGAAAGAGCUUCAGUUACCAUUCAGGCCUUAGAUCACAUCAACGGACUCACACAGGCAAGGGAAAACCAUAUGAAUGUAUGGCAUGCGGGAAGAGCUUCAGUCAAAAAGGAGACCUUAAAUUACACCAGCAGACUCACACAGGGGAGAAUCCAUUUAAAGCAUGGAAUGUGGAAAGAGCUUCAGUUUCAAUGCAAGCCUUAGAAGACAUCAACUGGCUCACACAGGGGGGAAACCAUUUAAAUGCAUUGAGUGCGGAAAGAGCUUCAGUCAGAAUGGAGACCUUAAAACACAUCAACAGAUUUACACAGGAGAAACCAUAUAAAUGUGUGGAGUGUGGAAAGAGCUUCAUUCAGAUUGGAAACCUUAGAAAACAUCAACGGACACACAGGGAAGAAACCAUUUAAAUGUAUGGAGUUUGGAAGGAGCUUCAGUCCGAGUGGAACCCUUGAUUUACAUCAACAAACUCCCACAUGAGAGAAACCAUAUAAAUGUCAAGUAGACAGAGGUUCAGUCCUAGUGGAAGUCCUACAUCAACAGACUCAUGGACAGGAAGAACUUUAACAGUUGACACCCUACAAACCCAUCAACCCUCAAAGAGGAGAAGCUGUUUAAAGGAAAAGAUUGCAGAAAGUGCUUUAGUUAUAAUGGAGUGUUUAAGGAACAUCUAAGGACUCAGAGGGGAGAACCCAUUUAGAUGUAUGAAGUGAGGAACGUGUUCCUUUCAGAGUCCACUCUUUUGUUCACAGCAAUGAACUCAACUUAGCAGAAAAUCCAUUUUAAAAGCAUGUCAUGUAUUUGAAGUUCUGGUGUUUAUAUAUAAAAUUGUAUAGUAAUGAAAUAAUGAAGUAUAAUAGUGAGUAUAAUUUUAGAUGUAAGGUACCUUUUGAUAGUGAGGGGGAGUUGGUGAAUCUGGAUUUCUAGUGGUGAAUGAGGAUUAGGGCUGGGCGAUCUAUUAAUCUCAUCCUAUACCGGUUUCUAGACCACAUUGUGAUAACUUUUCAAAAACAAUUGAUAUGGCAACACACCACAGAUCACAGUGCGUUUUUCUGGGAAAAACAUUUGCCUGGAAGCAGCCGGCAGAAAGCUUUUCUUCGUGAAGCCCCUGCAGAUGCUGAGUUUCUGACUUCCCUCCCAGACGACAGGAAGCGAAAGACACACCUCCAUUGCCCUGUGUCCUUCCAGCCUCUUUCCUCCCUUGCUCCCUUCUGCCGGUUUGUGUGCCUGACUUGGAUAUCCUGUGUGCUCUAUUUUUCUAUUGCUGAAACUGGAUUUGCUCUCAGGAGCUAAGUUUUGUGCCUCACUGGGGACCCAGUGAGAACUGUAUGCUUUGAAAGCUCAGUAAACUGUUACUGAAGAAGU